Molecule: messenger RNA, 3969 nt
Organism: Humulus lupulus (European hop)
Lineage: Eukaryota; Viridiplantae; Streptophyta; Magnoliopsida; Rosales; Cannabaceae
Product: calcium-transporting ATPase 12, plasma membrane-type-like
Exons: 2
Coding region: 503-3763 (1086 amino acids)
Cellular component (GO): intracellular membrane-bounded organelle
Molecular function (GO): nucleotide binding; P-type calcium transporter activity
Source: RefSeq, a predicted model, not a curated record
AAAAUACCCCUACUAGUAAGAGCUAAAAUUAAGAUAAGAGGUUUUACCUUCAAAUCUUUUUAUUGAGUUUAUCGCAAUUUUUGUCAGGAAUUUUGAACAAAGGGGGCACGUAUGGAAAAUAACUAGUAAAGAAAACUAUCCGAAAUUACGCGUCAGGGGUCCACACGCUAAGCAUCUAUAUGAUUAUAUAUAGCAAUUGAACUAGACUGAACAAAACAAGGGAUCCGGGGUACGGAUGCCUAAAAACAUCAAGUAUUAGUGGUACUAAUACUUUUAUGGUCAUUUUCUUUUUCUUCUCAUAUAUUAGGUAUCUUAGAUUUGAAAGCUCAUAUAUAUCGAUCACUUACCUUUAUGUUUUCGUACACCAUCAAUUUAUAUCCCUACAAUAACAUUACCUUUUACGUUGUUUGUCAUUAUUAUUAAAACUCAAAUAUAAAUAAUUAUUAUUUAUUUGUUGUUUUCUUGGCAGAUCAUCGACCAUAUAUAUCGUCAAUAAUCAAACAUGGCAUUACAUGAAUCUGCAGAGACUGAUGACCUUGAGUCUCAGCAAAGUAGAACUAUUCCGUUGCUCGAUGAAACGAGUACUACUAAUUACGACGACAUCGCUGCGAGAAAGGUUCGGUCCCUCUGGCGGCGAAUCGUUCAAGUGAGGAAAUUUAUCUUCUUAGCAAAAGAAAACAAAGCUCAAAAUGGAGGUCAAUUAGCUGCUUCUUACAUCGCACUCCCUACUGAUGAAACAGAAGCAGUGCUGAGGGGAUCAACAUCAAGCGGCACAGAUGCUCCACCUGCAUUACCUAAUGAUCAUGAUCAUGAUCAUGAUCAUCAUCCUCAAACCAUUGUGGAUAUUCAUGAGGGACCGGAAACCAACAGCACUAUUAUUGGUACUGCUACUGAUGCAAAAAACCAACAAAAUGCCAGCAUUGCCGAGAUAAUGAAAACCAAGAACUUGGUUUCCUUGAACCAAUUCGGAGGCGUCAAAGGAAUCGCUGAGGCUCUCAAUACUGAUUUGGAGGCUGGAAUCUCUGGCGACCAAGAAGAUCUGAAUCGGCGAACUGCGCAGACUAAUUCAGAUAACCCCAUUACAGGACAGGCAACUGAAGCUAUACCUUCUCCGAGCUUCUUCAGAAUCCUCCGAAAUCACUGCAACGAUGUCGCCAUCAUCAUCAUGAUUCUCUUCAUAGCUGCGGGGUUGUCGAUUGGAUUCGGAAUGAAGAUAGAUGGUGCCAAGACAGGUUGGUACGAGGGGUUUUUUAUAAUUGUUGCCAUUAUCAUACUCGUAGUUGCACCUGCAUUACGUGACCACUUGCAGCUUAAACGAUCACGUAGGGAUCGGCCAAUACUUUUGGAGGAGAAGUCGGUCUCUGUUUACAGAGGGAACACCGAACAAAAAGUGUACGCCUCCGAACUCGUCCAAGGCGAUGUCUUAUUGUUGGAGACCGGAUGUCUAGUCCCUGCUGAUGGUUUAUUUAUUAGAGGUGAAUUUCUAGUGGUUCAUGACGGGUUGGAGUCGACCGUAGAUGAAGAAGAUCCGUUUCUGUUUCAUGGUUUCAUGGUGACUCAUGGAAGUGGACGUAUGCUAGUGACGACUGUGGGCGAAGGCACUGAAUUUAGCAAGCUAAUGAGUUCAGCAGCCGCUAGCGCUCAAACACCAGACAGGACGACGCGGUUUCCUGCUCAGCUUGAUAGGUUGAGUAGGUUUACGCAAAUUAUCGGGCUUUUACUCUCUGUAAUAAUUCUGGUAGUUCUUUUUGUUCGUUUUAUGUUGGACAAUCAUUUUUAUUCUGACCCUGAUCUUCCACAGUUCAAGGGGAAACCAGAUACGAGCUAUGAAUUCAUGAAUAUUAUAGAGAGAAUUGUCAUGAAACCAAGAGGAAAUAUAGGUGCAAAUAUAGUAGCUUUACUCACUGCAGCAAUGGUGGGAGUAGUGGAAGGAAUACCCUUUAUCAUUACUUCUGUAUCUAUUUUAUGGAGAAAGAAGAUGUUGCCCAAAGAAGCCUACUCAGAUCAAGGACUGUUGGGUUCUGUGAUAGUGGGAUCUUCUACAGUCAUUUGCACUGAUAAAACUCCAUUGAACCCAGCUGAUGUUUCCAUGUGCUUCAUUGGUACUGAAGAAGUCUUCCAGACUACACGCUCCAAUCUUUCUGGGAUACAAAAAUCCAUUCGUGAAGCUCUUGGAAUUGGCAUCUGUGCGCCACUUGUGUUACCAUCGAGUCCCCGUAAGGAGGACCCACUUAUUCCAUGGGCUAGCUCAAAUUUGGAGAUAGAGCUUGACACUUUGUGGCAAAGUAAUAGAGUCAUGAAGAUCAAAAGAUUGAGCCCAAAUGAGGAAGGAAGUGGAGUUUUGAUGAAGGAAAACACUGCGACAGGGAAUAUGUCUUUGCAUUUUAAAGGACCUGCAUUAACAAUAUUAGGAAAGUGCUCCAACUACUAUGACAUGAAUGGGAAUACAAGAAGAUUGGAUGACAGCGAACGAGAGGUUUUUGAGAAGAAUAUUGAGGAGAUGCAAUCGCGAGAUCUAAAAACCAUUGCGUAUGCUUACAAGCGAAUUGAUGAUCCCGUUGUGGAAGAGGAUAACUUAACCUUAAUAGCAAUGGUUGGUAUCAAGAACUACACCUGUUGCGCCAAGAUAGAAAAAACACUGAAAGAUUUUAAAGAUGCCCAAGUGAAGUUCGUAUUGGUCUCAGAAGAUGACAUGACAGAGCUUAAAAAUAUAGCUAUUGCCUGUAAAAUUCUUCCCCCAGGUGGACUGGUAAUUACAGGUGAAGAUUUUCGAAACUACAGCGAGCAAGAGAAGAUGGAUAAAGCAAAUAUGAUCUGCGUAAUGGGAAACUCUCUUCCAGAGGACAGAAUACUUCUAAUGGAAUACUUGAAAAGGAAAGGAGGCGUUGUCCUAGCGCUUGGAAGUAGAACAGACGACAUUCCCAUGCAAACACGAGCUAAUAUCGGUGUUACAAUGGGGAGAAGGAGCUGCCAAAUGGUUAGAGAGAGUUCUAACCUGGAAGUUUUUGACUGGAGCUUGAGUUCCUUGCUGACUCUUAUACAGUGCGGAAGAUGUACUUAUUACAACAUUCAAAAGUACAUUCAACUAGAUCUCGUCACCAACAUUGCAGGAACAUUGAUAGCAUCCAUCACCACAGUGUGGUUGGGGUCAAACUCAAUCACCGGGAUUCAACUGUUCUGGACUAAUUUGGUCACAACUUUUGUAAUUGGGCCUGUUCUACUGAUGGAGCCACCAAAUAAUGAGCUGAUGCGCAAGCCUCCAAUAAGGCCAAAUGAAUCACUCAUUUCAGUACACAUGUGUAGAAAUAUGAUAAUUCAGGCUUUAUAUCAGACUACCAUCUUGGUCACAUUUCAAAUCAAAGGGCAUCAUCUACUGCGCUUCUUCAGAAUUUGUCAUAAACAGCAACAUGUGAGUAAGUCCAUGAUUUUUAACAGUUUCGUUCUCUGCCAAAUGUUUAAUCAGGUGAAUUCAAGAGAGGUAGAGAAUAUAAACGUGUUGAUGAGAAUUCAUCGAAAUCGAUGGUUUCCCUUGGCUGUGGUUUUGGUACUAGGACUACAGGCCAGUUUCAUUCAGGUGGCCCAUGCUGUGAAUAGGGAUGAGAAUUUGAGUUUGGCUCAGUGGGGGGUCUGUUUUAUUAUAGGAAUUGUUUCAUGCCUAGUCGAUGCAGCAGCCAAGGGCACAUGGAAACUCACCAAGAAGCUACUUUCCAGGUUUCAUACUAUACCACCGCCUACCAUGACACACUCUGACUCUGCUUUCUGACUCGCUUUCUAAUCUAGAAUUUCCAUUGACGUGUAGUUCUGAAAAUUCUACAUGAGCUCCAUCUUAAAUACAGCACUUCUUUUGCUAGCUCUAUUUUAUCUUUUGUAUUAUUGAGAUCCAAGCAAAGCGUUAUUUUCAAUAAUACUGACUUUAAGAUAUUUUAAAAGAUACUCAAAUGCGUAAUAUAUAGACCAAUUUUAUAGCAA